GCUAUAUGUUGAUGAACAUAAUGGAAUAGCCAAAGGGGUCCUAACUCAAAAACUGGGACCCUGGAAAAGGCCCGUGGCAUACUUUUCAAAAAAAUUAGACAGCGUGGCUGCAGGAUGGCCCCCAUGUCUCCGGAUAAUAGCGGCUGUGGCAGUCCUGGUAAAAGACUCAGACAAGUUGACUUUUGGCCAACCCCUCACUGUGGUGGCCCCCCACGCCGUAGAGACAGUCAUCCGCCAGCCCCCUGAUCGAUGGCUCUCAAACGCCCGGGUCACCCAUUAUCAGGCCAUGUUACUGAAUUCUGAGCGGAUACAGUUUGGAACGGCUACAUCUCUAAACCCGGCCACCUUGCUUCCAGAAACCGAGUCCCCCUCCCUAGUAAUGCAUGAUUGCCACCAGAUCCUAGCUGAAGUCCAUGGCACCAGAGGGGACUUGACGGACCAGCCUUUGCCAGAUGCUGAAGCAACCUGGUACACCGAUGGGAGUAGCUUUCUACGAAAUGGCUGGACAGAAGCUUUCCCCACCAAGCAAGAAACCGCCCAGGUGGUUGUCAAGAAAAUCCUGGAAGAAAUUUUCCCGCGGUUUGGACUGCCCAAGGUAAUAGGGUCGGACAACGGCCCCGCCUUCGUCUCCCAGGACAGGCUAAAGGCGCUCCAGAUUAUCCAGCACCAGAUCUGGAAACCCCUUGCGGCUGUCUACCGCCCCGGAGACACAACCGGCCCACACCCGUUCCAGAUCGGGGACUCCGUCUACGUCAGGAGACAUCAGUCCAGGACGCUUGAGCCCCGCUGGAAGGGCCCAUAUACUGUCCUACUGACCACCCCAACCGCCUUAAAGGUAGACGGCAUUGCUGCUUGGGUCCACGCCUCACACGUCCAGCGCGCCCCAUCAACGAGCACCGCUGACGCCAGCCAGGACGGACAGGACGAGCCGCUCCAAUGGAAGCUCCACCGCACCCAAAACCCGCUCAAGAUAAGACUUUCAAAAAUUGUUCAAUGACAGUUGUUAUAUUCCUACCUCUCCU
This is a messenger RNA of Nyctereutes procyonoides (raccoon dog), 1022 nucleotides long. RefSeq lists its product as uncharacterized. The coding region runs from base 287 to 997 and encodes 236 amino acids. The transcript is spliced from 2 exons. The record is from RefSeq and is a predicted model, not a curated record. Gene Ontology annotation, molecular function: nucleic acid binding. NCBI's taxonomy places the organism in Eukaryota, Metazoa, Chordata, Mammalia, Carnivora, Canidae.